AUUAUACAUCAUUUUUUGGUUAUAUAGCAUUUUGAAGAAUCGAUUUAAAUUUGCAGUAAAUGAAAAACUACAAUCUAUUGUCUGGUAACACUAACUUACGCACGCAGUAGUCCUCGAAAUUCCCUUAAAACAACAAAUAAAUGGCGUCAUUAGCAACAACAAAUGACAACAAUCCUAAUGACUUGCCAACUUCAGCCACAACAACUCCUUUGCAUAAUUUGCCAAUAGAAUUGCAGAACGAUCAGAAGCGAAGAAGCUCAUCACGUUCCAUAAAACGUAAGCGUUUUGAUGAUGAAAUUGUGGAAUACAGUGUAAGCUUACAAUCUCGCAGUGAACAAACGCGUAGCACAAGACCACGAACAACUUCUCAAACAUAUAUACAACCAGUGCUCCCAACACCUCCAGUACCAAUUCUGCAGCCACCAACGCAAGUAGAUUUAGAUAAAACCAACUCAAGUGCCGUGGCAACAACUACAGCGGCGGCGGCAGCAGCACCUAUUUUGCAACAAGUUGUUGGUAGUGCAACUAGUUCCAUUGCGGUUGGACCCACACUUCAAAACUUAUUGGGUACGGAAAGUAAAACUACAAGUGGUUUUAUGGCAGCCGAAAGACGUCGACCGGCCAGGUCUCAGCAGAAAAAGUCCCGAAAGUCAGGGCGGCCACCUGCACAGGCCACUCUAAAGGAUUUGGGUCGUUGGAAGCCCAUUGAUGAUCUGGCAUUGAUUAUCGGCAUGUUGCAAACCAACGACUCACGAAUGGUUCAUCGUGGCACGAAAUUUUCUAGUAAAUUCACCUUGGCGGAAUUGCAGAGUAGAUGGUGGGCUCUCUUGUUUGAGCCCGCCCUGUCUAGAAUUGCUGUUACAGCUAUGCGCAAUUUACAUCCAGAAUUGGUUGAAUCGGUGCAGAGAAAGGCCUUGUUUAGCACAGCUGAGGAGGAGUUGUUGAGCACUAUCAAAUCGACUGACAACCCCAAAAUCGAACAAUUCCAAGAGUUAUUGGAUAAAAAUGCCUCCGUCUUCUAUAGCGCACGCACCGCGAAAUCUUUACAAAAUCACUGGCAAAUGAUGAAACAAUACCAACUGCUUUCCGAUCAAGUUGUCAAUAUCAGCGAUCAGCCCUUGACUUUUUCCGAUGCUGAAGAUCUUAUAAUGGAUUCCGAAUUGCAUGAGCAAAGAGAUGAGGCCUUGGAAAUUGAGUUGGCACUUGCCGAUCGACAAAAUAAACGUGAAAUACGUUUACUGGAAAAUGAACUGAGUCGCUGGAAUGUUUUGGUUGAUUCAAUGACUGGAGUUGGUAUUGCACCCGAGUUUGAUGGUCAAACAUUGGCGGUGUUAAGGGGACGUUUGGUACGUUAUCUAAUGCGUUCCAAGGAGAUAACAUUCGGGCGAGAUGCUAAAGAUUGUGUAGUCGAUGUGGAUUUGUCACUGGAAGGGCCGGCCACAAAAAUUUCCCGUAAACAGGGAACAAUAAAAUUGCGUAGCAAUGGCGACUUCUUUAUUGCCAACGAGGGCAAGCGACCGAUAUUUAUCGAUGGUGUACCAUUGUUGAGUGGUAAUAAAACUCGUCUGGCCAACAACUGUGUUGUGGAGAUGUCUGGUUUGAGAUUUGUUUUCUUGGUCAAUUAUGAGCUGAUCAAUGCGAUACGUCAUGAAAGCGCCAAAACGACUUCACCAUUAAACUAAAAAACAUAA
Messenger RNA from Musca domestica (house fly), 1691 nucleotides. RefSeq names its product microspherule protein 1 (gene Rcd5). Gene Ontology annotation, molecular function: G-quadruplex RNA binding; protein binding. The transcript is spliced from 4 exons. Gene Ontology annotation, cellular component: NSL complex; Ino80 complex; MLL1 complex. Lineage: Eukaryota; Metazoa; Arthropoda; Insecta; Diptera; Muscidae. Bases 141 to 1682 code for a protein of 513 amino acids. Gene Ontology annotation, biological process: positive regulation of transcription by RNA polymerase II. The record is from RefSeq and is a predicted model, not a curated record.